AUGAAUUCUGAUGCGAGUUUGAUUACUGCGCUCGUAGAGCGUUGGCGACCCGAGACGUCGACCUUCCAUUUACCGUUUGGUGAGGUCACGAUCACGUUAGAGGACGUUGUGACACUGUCUGGUCUGGCGAUCGAUGAUGAUCCCGUCGUAGUUGACAUACCGGAUGAGGAAUGGCCGGUGAUCUGUUUGAGACUGUUAGGACGGGUUCCGGAUGAUCUUUCAGGCGGUGUCGUUAGGAUUGUUUGGCUGAGGGAUGAAUUCGAUCAUCUGUCGGGAAAUGCAUCUCAGGAGGUUACAGAGCAGUUUGCACGAGCUUAUGCUCUAUCUCUGAUGGGAGGUGUACUGUUCCCGGAUCGGUCUGGAGCUAUGGUGCACCUACAAUACCUACUUCUGAUUGAGGAUUGGCAGAGAGCUUAA
Linum tenue is the source of this 417-nucleotide messenger RNA. NCBI's taxonomy places the organism in Eukaryota, Viridiplantae, Streptophyta, Magnoliopsida, Malpighiales, Linaceae. The record is from the annotation of a GenBank genome assembly.